CUUUGAGGUCGUUGUUGUUCAGAUGAGAACAAGAGACCAUCCGUAUUGAAGAAAAGAAGGACCGAGAGCAAGAAAAACUACGAUCUUGCAACUUCAACUACAGUUGCGAUAGAAGAUCAAAGACAAGAAAAAAAAUGUGACUGCGACGUCCUCGUCUUCUUGCCAAUAACGCUUGGUAGAGGAGGAUACAAAGUGGAAGACACAACAUCCAGAGCUGCGCCACCACGGAACGGCGUGUCGAAAGCGAUGUUAUAUGCUGAGUGAAGUUUUGGUCUCCUGCUCCUGCCCAACAUAGGCACACUAGGCUGAACGAACGAACGAAACCGACCUGAUGAAGUGCUGAAUAUGGGCUUAUCACGCGGCUGGGUGACCACCUGUGCUACCUGACACUGCUGUAAGAGCAAAAUUAUCUAAACUCUAAGCGUAAGAACGACCACCUACUAGAAGGUCUCUCUGUAGUCCUGAAGAAGAAAAUGUUAUGCGCCAAAUUUUUUGGUCGUUUCAAGGACGAGCAUGCAGAGGAGGAUGAGGAUGCGCCUGUCGAGGAUGACGAAGAAGAGGGAGAGGAUAAGGGAGGCUCAGCGACCAUUCAGCUGGCACCACAUAUGAGACCAGUGCGGGUGGAGGUGACGAGAGAUGGGACUACGGUACGCAGAUAUAAUAAUUUUAAUAGUGAGUGUAGUUAAAGUUAAUAUCAGAGUAGUUUAUAGCACGCAUGGAGUAGCAUGGAGUGCAUGGAGCGCAGAGCUUUAAGGGGCGCAAGAAGCUCCCCCUUUAGCUCCAUGCCACUCCAUGUGAUCCAUGCACUCCAUGCCGUGCGAGCUGUGAAACCUUAGAAAUUGCUCUGAGAUAUAAUGAUUUUAAUAGUGAGUGUAGUCAGCCGUCCUUGUCAUGCGAUGCAAAUGCACCAUGAGCAUGCUGUAGUGGUUCUUGUUCAUGUACCCUUCGUCCCGUGAAGAUGAAACAAAAGGUCUUUGAUCAAUCGCAAGAGACGUGCAUUUACCUUUCUUACCAUUGCGUGAAUUUCCGCAACACGACUCUGUACAUCCAGGUCUACCAAGAGCUCUUGAAGAUUAGCGCUGAGAAAAAGCGGGAUUUUAGCAGUGGCAUGGUGGCUGCAAUCUCGGAUUUGAAUAAAGUGCACACUAUAGAGCUCGUAAGCUGCAAUGUGCGAACUAUGCCGAGAAAGCUCCCUGAGAUGUACGACUUGCGAAUCGUAUAUGUUCUUAAGGCAGUUCGCAAGUUGUACUACAAGGCAGUUGAACGAAGUGAACUCGGAAUAAACAGAAAGUGUGUACAAGGCAGUUGAUGUAAGUGAACUCGGAUGAAUAUUAAACAUAAAGUUCUUAGAAAACCUAUGAAAGGGUGAAAAAGUGCACUCACACUCAAAAAAGUAAGUAGCUUCUUUCCCACUUAAAUCUUAGCCAAUGCGAUGAGUGUGAGUGCACUUUUUCCUUUCAUACGUUUAUCUUCUAGGUCGUCCUUCUAAAGCCUAAGGCCAUCGCCUGAAAACCCUCGACCCCAGAUUAGGACUAGUUGAAAACCUGGAGGAGCUGACGCUUAGUGUAGGAGUGCUGAAGAACGUGGAACCUACAACCUUCGGAAUAGAACGCUUUCAGGCAUUGAGCAUGCUGAAUCUCAGCAAUAACCAAUUGGUUUUCUUACCUUCGGAUUUUGCGUUCUAUUUUAUGGCACUUGGUACUACAAGUGAUAUGAAACCAAAAUAUGUUAUCAUUAUCAUACUUUUCUACUUAAGAAACUUGAUAAUGAUAACAGAUUUUCUUUUCAUAAGUGAUAGUACAACUGAAGUAGAGAUCUUUGAAAAAACGAGUUUUUCGCCUGGAAAAGAUUAAAGUUUUGGACGUACUCGUACUUGCCACUCAUCAUGAUAAGCAUAAGUGCUUCAGAUUCCGCCCGCAGGGCCGUCUGUAGGUCUGUGGAUAGCCGUCCAUCCUUCUCCUAAUAAUAAUAAUGAUAAGCAUAAGGCCGUCGGAUUGAUUACGACGGCGAAAAAGCUCUAACCUCCGCCCCCAUCUCGAGUACCUCGAUGUAAGCCGGAACAAGCUAGUCAAGUUCCCCGACGCCUGGCUGCUUGGACCCGCUAGAUUCAGCAUGCAGGUUUUGCUACUAGAGCACAACAAGUUGAAAGAGUUACCCGAAGAUUUGGGUAACCUCAAAGAAUUGAGGAAGCUUUUCGUCUCCUUCAAUCAACUCGUGAAAUUGCCGAAGAACAUAGGGAAUUGUCGUAAGUUGGAGAAACUCCGCUUCGUCCAGAACAAACUAGAACGCUUGCCGUUUUCCAUUCUCGACAUACCAGAGAAGCACUUGACCGAGGUCUUAGCAGAGAGAAACCCCUUAAAGGUACCAUCGCUGACGUCGUUCAAAAUGGGAGGCAUCGAGUUGGCGUUUCAGCUGCUUAGGGAAGCGAGAGAAGCAGAAGAGAAGGAAUUAGCGGCUGCGGCACUAGCUGGUAGUGCCACAGGUGGUGUGGAGGAUGAGUCACUCGGAAGAAAUCUUCACACAGGAGGUGUUCCAGCAAACGUCGCAGCUGAAGGCAGUUGUGCAGCACCAGCCGGAGGCGGUGUUGUACUAGCAGCUAGUGGUGCGGGCGGAGCGGGAGCCACUUCAUCUUCUUCUCAGCCGGUGAUAGAACAAGGUGCAAAUCCAGCGGUUGGAGGAGGAGGAGCUGCUUCCUCAACGAAUCCAGGUGGUGGACAAGCAUCCUCUACUGGACCGAUCAUCAGGACCGGAAACGAGUACUAUUUCCAUAAACUAGAGGGGAAACAGACAGCCGAGGUGAGGCAGAUCGAAAACUCGCUUUUGAUAGCGAAGAAGAAAGACGGAAUCGAAAAAGUGAUAGCACACGCGAAUAAUAUGCUAUCCGGUGGUGUCGGUGGUCGGGAUUCCAAGAGCUUACCUGAAGACGAGCGAGAACGUUUGGAGUUCUUAGCCAGUUGCGAUGUCAGCAGUUAUCACGAAACAAUCGCCGUUGCAGAAGUGGACUUGUAUUUCUACUUACUGGUGUAUGCAACAAAGCCGUUGUAUUCGAGCUGCGCAACUCUUUUUGUUAAGGGAGGUUUGUUCCGCACUGCUUCUAUCCUUGUUGGCUCUUAUUUCCUAGUGGUAGAAAAGAAGCCCCCAGGGACGACCGGAUGUUCUCAGGAACCAAGUGAUCCAGUUCCAUGUUCAUAAACAACGGAUCUUCAAGGCAAAGCCGCAAGCGCAACCUCUAAGUUCGACAAAUUUGACGUGGGAGACAAGGGGUUCUGGACGGAACCUGAAUGGCAGAAUUUCUUGAUGAAAAUGCCAAUAGCGUUGCCGGAUCACGUACAAGCGCAGAUGUGGAAGAUUAAGGCUUUCGCCACUAAUUGAUUCAUUUUUGACUGCAUUCUUGAUGGAGACCUCCGCGAGCUCUAAGGAGAUCUUGAGUGCCGCUUUCUCAACGCCUGGCGGCGGGUCGACAGGCGGUGACGGAUCCGUCAUUCCGCUUACCGUCUUUGUAGCAGCUUAUCACUUGCAUGAACUAGAACAGAAAGACCCGCAGUUGAUGAGAAUAACGCAAUUGAUGAAGCUGGACUACUACGACAUGGACGUAGCGGAAAUGGAAAGGAGAUUGAGCGCGAAGAGCUGUAUUUCUGAAUACUUUUUUUAUACUUGUACUUACUGCGCUCAAAGCACUAAGUAAGACAACCGGUUAGUUUUCACCUCGACUAAAUUAGGUUUAUCCCGAGCAACAAUAUACUUGUACUUACUGUCAGAAUUAGAGGUAGUCGUGUACUUAGUCGUGCUGUUAGUCUUAGUUCUUGAAAGAUGAGGUCUGUAGUCUUAGUUCUUCAUGUUGAAAGAGGUGUGUACAAGCUGUUCCUGUACUACUCACAAUUGCUUCGUCUUCGCAUGAUUCUUUCAUCGGGGCAACCACGACAACAUAAACUACGUCAAGGUCAACUAUCUAUAAAUAUGUUCACGACCGUCACACUACUUGACAAAAACAGCCGGCGAUGCAGAACCGACUUUAGACUUUAAUGCCGCAGCUGGACCACGUAGUGCUGUGACGAUACGGCAUGAAGAGGGUGAGGGGACUCAUGAGCAUUCGACACACGAUCACGGUGCUGCCGUAAGUAGUCAGACGGCCGACAGGGAGAGGGAUGCCAAAGUUAAGAAGUUGAGUGAAGUGCAGGUACUUGUUAAGAUUAUAGAGCUUUGAUGGAGUGAGGUAUUUUGAGAUGGAGUUUGAAAGAAUCGCUUCAAUGGUGAUAGAUGAAAUGAACAAUUCACGUCUAUCUUUCUCUCGAUGUUUCUCUCGAUGUUGCAUCAUGCUUUCCACUACACCAUCGCUUGCUGUGGUGAGUCCUUCAUGCUGUCUCCAGCUUUUUUGUUGAUUGCGAAACGUACUGCGCCCCUAUAGGUGGCCAGAAACAAUUUCUGAAAUCUCCAAAUCCAAAUCGCAAUGCAUUCACAAUGAUCUUCUAUCAGGUCUUCCUCGACGGUCCCGCCUACCUGACCAAGCAGCUAGGCAGAGGAGCAGGCGAUUCCUCAGAUGAUGCGGAUGAUUUUGAGCUCAAGUCCGAAAAUCUGAGCGAGUCUAGCGACGGCUCCGACAUUUCCUUUGAUGCAUUAGAGCACUUGGCAGUAGUCGUCGCUGAAGAGGAGGAAAAAGAAGCAAAAAGUGCCAAAACGCAAACUGGCGGCGAUCUUCACUCCAAAGCAGGGAGACGAGAUGCUAUGAACGCAUUGUCACAAGUGCAUAUGACGCCCUCAGCGGAUGGUGGACCGCUGACAGCAAUGUCACCAGGUGGGGCUGAGGCGGAGGAUGAAAGAGGUGGAGGGAUGAAAGGGUUGACGGGAGGUGGAGGAGGUGCGCCUGGUGGUGCAGGAGGUGGCAAGGACAAGGACAUGGAAUUUGACUUGCAUGGAUUAAUGACUCAAGAUCUGAGUGCAGUCGUGCCAGCAAAAUACAUGACAGAAGGAUCAUUGGAGAAGAGGAGGGCCUCAAUUUAAGGCCAGGUUGGAUCGGACCACUACGCAGAAUCCAUCAUCAUACAUGUUGGUCAUGUACAUUUUACAGCAACAUCAAAUGAUGGAAGUGGAACAGUUUUUUUUACAGCAACAAAUGAUGGAAGUGGAACAGUAAUAACAUGAUGAAUGAUGGAAGUGGAACAGUACUUAACAUGUUCCCUUCCUUCCUCUUUAAGAUGGCAUCUUAGACUUGUCCGCGAUUCGAUCGCUAUGAUCUCUAACCCACGGGCACCUGGACACAACCUGACACGUCGGGAGGGCGUGGACUUGGAUUUCUCGGAAGCUCAUCGUCCUCCUACGAUCCGGCUACUGCAUCAAUUGCCGCAUCAGCUGCACCAAGUGGGACAGGGGCGGGAACGUCAGCGGCAAGUCAUAAAGGUGGAGGAAGUAGUUAUGGUUCGUCCUCCAUUAUUCUUAGAAUUUGGCAGGUUAGCUUAGGUUGCGGAUCCUGCACAUUGAGCCCCCUGGCUUCCAGGCUCAACUCCGAGGAUGAUGGGCGACUUGAAAUAAACUCAGCAGAAGCACCGAGGCGGUGACUUGAGUAAAAAGUCGUGAACACAAGAAGUUGAGCUGCUUCAUCGAAUAACUACUAGCUUCUGCAAUCGGCAUAUUAAUAGGAUAGUCGUUCCGUUCUUUUUAGAAAACAACGUCUUAUUCCUAUUGUUUCGUCCUCUAAUCCCUUUCCAAGCGUCGCGGCCGUGCGGCAGUGCUUAGUAGGCGGCAGAAAUCUGAUAGGAGGAAAGCGGAAAGGCCAGCGAUAUUGGACCGGCGUUUUCGGACGGAUGUUCUAGGAGUCCGGAAAGGUCUGAGAGCAGUUUACCGCAAUGUGCCCAACGAAGACUACGCGCGAGCAGUGAAUUACAUACUCAAGUCCUUGAAGCACAUGAAGUCAGAAAAGUCAGAGGGAAGUGCGACUUAUUGGUAGUAGUAGUACUCGAAUAUACUUCAUCUUUUCUUGUUAUCAACGACAACAUGAUUUACUGAUCAACAGCGCUCAUGCGGAUUCUGUUGCAUAACUACAUCGAGGACACUCUUCUAGGGUGCUUCCUCGUCUUCCAGACACAACGCAUCUCUUUCCUCACCUCCUCCUCCAGGCACGCCCUCGACCCAACUUUCAAGAAUUCUCUCGGCAGCAAUGCUUAUUGUGUUCGGUUGAUUGAGGUUAUGGGCUUCAUACUUUUGCACAACGCCUACUGGAUAUGGCCUAGCAUCCAUUUAACCCCAGUGGCGGCAGCAACCCUAGUACCCAAGAACGCACCAGGCAUGCACAGCGAAAGAUUGGACGAUAUGAUCCUACUCUUCACACUCACAAGAACAGAAAUGCUUCGCGUGGGUGUGGAGAAGUUUAAUGGGUUUGUUCCUUGAAAGGGGAGGACAUGAGGAGCACGACGGGAUCGACCUUAGAAAGAAUCACGAUAGAAGAAAUGAUGAAAUUAAAUUUGCUCUCAGCAAACGAGACAUUCUCAAUGGCAAUGAUAUCGAAUUUGCACAUAAUCCGGACUCAAAUUUUGAGCGCUUACUCGAUGAUUACUCAGAAAAAUAACGCUAACUAUAUCUAGAAUUGUUACUCCUGAAUAGAAUUGGACUACUCGUGUGUGACUUCCUUCUCUUUUACUCGAUUACAACUUCUGCAUGAUGAAUACUUUUUUGUACAAAGAACACUGGACGGAUCAUCGAUGUGCUAGUGUGGAUCGGUUUUUACGCCUUUGUGACGUGCUCCAUGCAUGCAAUAAUCUUACGCGUUACUCGAAGAGAACGAAUACAUUCUAUGAUUGCAAGUUGUGGCCUGAGAUGUCCUGAGACGCCCAGAAGCACUUUCAGGAAAUCAUAAUGUUGGCAGUACAUGAACAUGAUCUGCAUGUACAGACUAGAUGAUGAAUUGUGAAUCCAUGUCAAACGAGAUUGAAGAGCAAAAUCACGAUCUGGU
Amoebophrya sp. A25 is the source of this 6943-nucleotide messenger RNA. The record is from the annotation of a GenBank genome assembly. Lineage: Eukaryota; Dinophyceae; Syndiniales; Amoebophryaceae.